UUGCAAGAAUGAAUCCCAAACAUUAUUGCAUGACAACAACAGACUGAUGUCGUAUGACAAAAGCACUCAACAAACAACUGUGACAGACUCACUGCUGCAAACUAGCUGCCCUGACUGCUUUAUUGGAAAGACACUGAACUCCAUGAACGCACUUUUCCUCCUCAGUCGGAGACAGAAUGUCAAUGAUGAUGAACUAAAUGAGUUUGUGAAACAGGCUGAGUGUCUGAAAUACAAGCGUCCAGUGGUUUUCAACACAGAUCAUGACUAUGAAAACUGCAAGCCUGUGGAAGAAGCAAAUGAAGAAGUUGACCCUGCAGUUCAAGCCCUACUUACUCAGAAAGUGGAAGACUUUCGUGAAGCAGUGAUCAACUGCAUCAAGAAUUAUUUCAUGUCUUUGUAUGGAUUUUGCAAGAAUGAAUCCCAAACAUUAUUGCAUGACAACAACAGACUGAUGUCGUAUGACAAAAGCACUCAACAAACAACUGUGACAGACUCACUGCUGCAAACUAGCUGCCCUGACUGCUUUAUUGGAAAGACACUGAACUCCAUGAACGCACUUUUCCUCCUCAGUCGGAGACAGAAUGUCAAUGAUGAUGAACUAAAUGAGUUUGUGAAACAGGCUGAGUGUCUGAAAUACAAGCGUCCAGUGGUUUUCAACACAGAUCAUGACUAUGAAAACUGCAAGCCUGUGGAAGAAGCAAAUGAAGAAGUUGACCCUGCAGUUCAAGCCCUACUUACUCAGAAAGUGGAAGACUUUCGUGAAGCAGUGAUCAACUGCAUCAAGAAUUAUUUCAUGUCUUUGUAUCAAUCCAUUGCAAAUGUUUGGUCCUGA
Messenger RNA from Sphaeramia orbicularis (orbiculate cardinalfish), 832 nucleotides. RefSeq lists its product as uncharacterized. The coding region runs from base 47 to 832 and encodes 261 amino acids. NCBI's taxonomy places the organism in Eukaryota, Metazoa, Chordata, Actinopteri, Kurtiformes, Apogonidae. The record is from RefSeq and is a predicted model, not a curated record. The transcript is spliced from 8 exons.